UCGAUCGACAAGCGUAGGGUAGGGUAGGAGUAUUAAGAGUAAAUAUUUUCUAUAUGACUUUUUCUCAAAUUUAUCAUCACUCGUGUAUUCAUUACUAAGCAUGGAAUUAAGUGACGAAUAAGUGCUUUGAAAAUCAACGGCCCUCUUGUCUGAGGGGAUCCAUACAGUGUCCCAGUAGUGACCAGUGGAUAACUAGCCUCUCAGGAAGAAAAAUGGCACAAGUGGGGGCGAACAUGGAAUACCAAGAAUACAAAUGGGCCUAUUCAAUCAUGGAUUCUUCAAGAGUCUCUGCGUGCCUGAUAUCUAUGCUCCUGAUCGUCUAUGGCAGUUUCCGAUCUUUGAAUAUGGAACGCGAGGCGAGAGAAAAGGCGGAACGCGAAAAAGAAGCUUCCUUAUUAGGCAAUAAGACACCGCCAAGCUCUUCAUCUAGUAGUAAUGUACAAACAUUAAACACGAUGCAGGCGUUGUGUUUCCCUCUUGGGUCAUCAGUGGCCCUGCUAGUUAUGUUCUUCUUUUUUGACUCCGUGCAAACACUCGUCGCGAUAUGUACAGCCAUUGUAGCCUGUGCAGCCCUAGCGUUUCUCCUAACCCCGCUGUGCCAGUAUGUGGCUGGAGGAAGUCGGGCUGCACUGUGCGGCCGGUACUCAGCCCCCGAGUUGGCCGCAGCUCUUCUCGCCGCUGCUAUAGUUGCUGUCUGGGUGUUAACUGGACAUUGGCUGCUAAUGGACGCUAUGGGCAUGGGUCUGUGUGUGACCUUUAUUGCGCUGAUCCGUCUGCCGUCGCUGAAGGUGUCCACUCUUCUACUCACGGGUCUACUUCUUUAUGAUGUCUUCUGGGUGUUCUUCUCGUCAUAUAUAUUCACUGCCAAUGUUAUGGUCAAGGUUGCUACCAGGCCAGCGGAAAAUCCUAUGAACGUGGUCGCACGUCGCUUGCAGCUGGGCGGGGCGAUGCGAGACGCGCCCAAACUGUCCCUUCCUGCCAAACUCGUCUUCCCUUCCAUGCAUCAUCAGGGACACUUCUCUAUGCUUGGUUUGGGUGACAUAGUGAUGCCUGGCCUGCUGCUGUGUUUCGUGUUGCGCUACGACGCAUACAAGAAGGCCACGCUUGUGUGUCAGAUGGGACAAGUUCCGGGUCCACGUUCUAUGGGUUCCCGUCUAACUUACUUCCACUGCUCUCUACUGGGCUACUUCCUGGGACUACUGACAGCGACAGUAUCCGCGGAAGUGUUUAAGGCGGCUCAACCCGCGCUACUUUACCUCGUGCCCUUUACGCUAUUGCCGCUACUCACUAUGGCAUAUGUCAAGGGUGAUCUAAGAAGAAUGUGGAGUGAACCGUUCAUAGCGCCACCGAACGGCAAGUUGGGGGCUGACUUCGACGUCUGAAUGAAACUUUUCAUCUUAAAACUUAUGGGUUCUCAGCCAAUGGUCUAAAACAGGUCCUGCAUAACUAUUUAUACUUAAAAAUGUCUGAAUUUAUUUUAUAAAUAGUUGACUAGGAAACAAACGGAUAUAUACGCUACAGUCCGUCGAGACUCGCUUUAGAUCUAGUUUGAAUUAGUGAGAAAAUCAUUAUAAAACUAAAAAUGCUUUACCACGAAUUUUGAAAUCCUAUAUGUUUUAAAAUAUUGAGAAAAUGGCAGAGAUAUAUGCAAUUUUUAAACAUGCGAAAUCUGACGAUCUAAUUGUAUCGAAAUGUACGUUUGUAAUGUUUUUAAUGUUAACUUGCAAAAAUUAAUAAAAAUAGCUAGUGAAUCAGUGUUAGAAUAUAAUAAUUUGAAACAUUCAACUGUCAAAGCUGAUGAACUUUAUAAUGGUUUGAGAAAUCUACAGAAAAGCAUUAAGUUAUAUAUGUAUGCAUGCUCUGUUUUGAGCUUUAAAUGAAAUGGUAUUGUACUAAAAUUGAUGUCUAUUAUACCAGUGACCAUUUAAACUAGCUGUUGUAAAGAUUUGCGAUCGACGCCGUGAUUUAAAUCAAGUUAAGAGAAUUAAACUUCUUUUUUUAUGUCUUAUUGACAUACUUAAUGUCAAUACUCAGUCAAUAUCCCUGAAAAACAUUGAAUUCUAAAUUUAAACUAUGGUUACAUUUUGAUGCCCAUAGAUUAUAUAUUUUAAAUCCUUUAUUGCUCUAAUUUGUAACUCAGGUUAGUUACCAAUUUAGGUUGUGUGAUUGGUGAAAUUAUUCAAGAAUAAAAAUCUUUAUGUAACGUUAAAUUUAUGAAUACAAGAUGCCUCGGAAAUACACAUUAAGUGAAAUUAGUUAAAUAGAAAUAUUUGUUGCAAUUUACAAUAAAAUAAUCCUCUGUGUAAAGUAGGAAUAGAAAAAAUUGUUCCCACUAUGCUUACGUGUGCGAAAGUUAUGGUAAAAAAAAAUGUUUUGUAAACUUUUUUCUUUAACAACUUACAAUCUUGUAAUUAACGUUAUUUUUUUACAUUCGAGUUUUUACUAAAAUGACUGAUUUGAUCUAAAAAUAUUUUCCCUCUGUAUGUUCAUGUAGAAAUAAGCAUAAAAUAAAGAUCAAUCUCAUGUAUAAGUAGCCAGUACUUGUAUGAAAACUUUUUAAUAUUUACUGUUUUUAAAUGUUUAUUAUGGUUGGUGUUGAACAAAUAUGUAUGACUUUUUCAUUCAAUGUUAGGAACUGAUGUUAUGUGUAUUUAUCAAUUGGCAUAAUUAAUAUUGCUUAUUAUUUCUUAGGUAUCAUGCACAGAUAGUUUUUUCCUUACAAACAUAUCGUCUUUCUUUUAAGGUUUAAAAAAUAAUUUCUGAACAAAGUUAUAUUCAUGAUUAAAGGAAAUUUAAAAUGGUACCAGACGACAAAUAUUAGAAAUUAUUAUUUCUGCAAGAUUUUCAUUUGAGUAAUUUUUAUUUCCUAGUUUAAAAGAAUAAUCUUAGUGUUCUUCGUUUAUCACUGCCCUGAAGCCACAUUAAACAAUCCUUUUAAACUUUUUGAUAGUAUGUUCAUUGCAUAGCCAUAUGGCUAUGGUUAUGGCUCAUAUCUAAAGCAUAUAGUUUGACGAGUGCAUGGCUAAAACUUGUUAAGUGAAUUGAUAAACCAUGGUCUGAUUAAUUUGAUUAAGGCACAUUUUAAUAAAAUUAGAUGUUAAGUUAUGUGAAUAAUUUUUUUAUGAAUUUACAUGAAUUAAUUUGCGAUUAGUAGUUUUAAGUUAAAAUUAUACAAAUCGUAACCUAAACAGUAUUUUUCAAUGCAAAUAAUAUUGAGGCUGCUGCUUCAACAGAAGAAACAUCCUUUUGCUGAACAGAUUACAGAAUUUGUUUGCUUGCCUUAGUGGUGGUUUUUUUUACUUGAUUUGUUCCCUAACUUGAAAUACUAAAAGAUAAGUCGUUUUGUAAACUAACCACCCUGUUUUGUUGGAACCUUACUUUUGUACUAUGUAGGAUAUUGACAAAUUAAUAUUUUAAAAUGUCAUCAUUUUCCUAAAAAAGCUGUCAUAACUUUUCAUACUGUAUUUGUUAGAUAUUAUAAUAUAGAUAUGAGAUUUUCAAAUGUAAAUAUCUAAAAGUAUGUGUAAGAUUAAUGUAACUGUUUCAUUACAUCACAAGUAGAUUAAAAUGUAUAUAAAACCCACACAACAUUCUUAUUCAAAAUAGGAAAAUGC
This is a messenger RNA of Pieris brassicae (large cabbage white), 3614 nucleotides long. It is a transcript of the gene SppL, whose product is annotated as signal peptide peptidase-like 3. NCBI's taxonomy places the organism in Eukaryota, Metazoa, Arthropoda, Insecta, Lepidoptera, Pieridae. Gene Ontology annotation, cellular component: cytoplasmic side of endoplasmic reticulum membrane; Golgi-associated vesicle membrane; lumenal side of endoplasmic reticulum membrane. The coding region runs from base 213 to 1382 and encodes 389 amino acids. The record is from RefSeq and is a predicted model, not a curated record. The transcript has 10 exons. Gene Ontology annotation, molecular function: aspartic endopeptidase activity, intramembrane cleaving. Gene Ontology annotation, biological process: membrane protein proteolysis.